GAUAAAAUUCACACACACAAACACAAACUCAUUAUAUACCAUUUAUUUUCUCUAGAAUGAGCCAUUUUACUUGCUGCAGCCCCUGUACACCAUUGAACGUACCAUACACCGCACCAAUCAGCUGCACAUUACAGAAAGGAAGAUCUAUAACAAUCUGUGGAGUACCACGCUGUGGCGCUACCAGGUUUAGCGUUAACCUUGUGUGUGGAAGCAGCUUUGACUGUGAUGACGUGGCCUUCCAUUUUGACGUCCGCUUCAACUAUGGUCUAAGCCAGUGUACAGUGGUCAGAAACAGUCGUACAUGUGGACACUGGGGGACAGAGGAAGUGUGUGCCCCUUGCUUCCCUUUCAAUGUGAAUGUCCCAUUCGAGAUGAGAAUAUGCACCAAGUCGGAAAAGUUGAAAAUAUAUAUUAACAACAGCCAUUUCAUCGAUUUCAAGUACCGCCUUCCUGUUCAGAGAGUCACGUUCUUGCAUAUUCAAGGAGAUUUGAACCUGACACAAGUUGUUCUUUAGAAACAUAGUACAUAGAUAGGAAACAUAUGCACAUUAUGGUGCACACGUGUGAAUAUGUUUUGAUGUUUUUAAUCAGACUGGAUUGGUUGGAGAUUAUUGAGAAAGAGAGAGUAUGUGUGUGUGAGUCAGACACUGAGGAGAGAAACUUGAAAAACAAAAUAAGAGAGAGAGAGAGAGAGAGAGAGAGAGAGGAAAAGUUGCUUUUCUUAACAAAAGUAUUGAAUUCAUAUAUUUAAUAUUUUUAUUAUUGUAAAUUAUGUAGAAUCAAGUAAAUUAUAAAUGCUAAAAUAAUUACUCAAACUUUGAAGUCAGUAGAAAUUAUUCCCAUAAAAUAUAUACAUGCUAUGAAUACAUAGUUCAUUUCACACAUAUUUAACUAUAAAUUACAAUAAUAUACUUUAUGUCUAUACACCUAUAUCAGUCAUCUGUGCAUUAAUAGCAUGAACUAUUGGAUUCAUCACAUUUAUGUCUGUACAUUCUAGUUGUCAUAUAUAUAUAUUUAGUAGUCAUAUAUAUAUAAGGAGAAAUCUGAAUUAACAAAAAAAAAACAACUAAUUAAAUAGAAUUUAUAAUAAAAGGUCAUAGACCACAUAGGAUAAAGAAAAAUACAACGUUGAAUAAUGUAAUAUCUAUAAUAUAAAGCAAAAAGUAAGGCAUAUGUAUGUAGGCCUAUGUAUCUUAUCUUAUCUUAUAAAAUACAGACGUUACUUCAAAAAAGAUAAUUACGUUCUACGCAUUAUGCAUCUAGUCAUGCAUGUCAACCAAUGACUUAAAUUCUGCCAAGUCAUUGGUUUUCCUGGCUGGCUCAGGCAACCCAUUCCAUGUUCUUAAAGCACUAGGGAAGAAGGAGUAUUUGUAUGAAUUUGUCCUAGCAUAUGGAACGAGGAAUGUGCCUGUUAUGUAUGUAUGUAUGAACGUUAGUAUGUAUUUGCCAAUUCGAUCAGUCUUGAAAAACCUUAGCUUAAAUGUUCCUUGGAUACUAACGGGAAAUAUAAUGUAUCCUUACAACAAACGGAAGACUCUCAACAACAAAAAGUUGCCCAACUUAAUGAAAGUAUUCAUGGGAGCUUGGUCAUAUAGACAUGUUUGGGUUACAAGAGAUCACGCAUGCGCAGAACAGAAAAUCUCACAAUAGUGUUUGUAUAUAUGUACGAUACAUUCGUCUUCACUCUACAAAUACAUAAGUUUAAUCUAUAAAGCGUGGCUGUUUAUGUGUAGAAUGCCUAAAAAGGUUUGUUGCGUUAAGGGCAGAGACUUUUAAAACUUUGAAAGCGCUAUACUCAUCUUGUUUGUGUCUAUUCAACUUAAUACAAAAAAAUGGACAUUUCAAAAAGUAGAAGUCGUUAAAGCUUUUUUGUUGUCAUUUUCCAUAUUUCUGGCUAUUCUCUGUCUUCUGGUGUUUAAAAUGGCCUCGAGUAUCUGUUUAGAAUUGAACAGUAAUUGUAUCUUAAAUAAUGACUAAAUAUAAAAGAGAACAUGGUGACAUAAGUGAUAUGGUACACUUCAUAAUAUUUGUCCGAGGUCUGUGUACAUUAUAGUACUUGAAUUUCUUAGAAGAUUGAAUUACCUGUUUAUUUUUCACACAAUAGAUGACACAGAUAAAUAAACCCUGUUGGAAAAAAAUAAAACUUUAAUUAAACUUCCUAAGUCCGAAUAUUGCCAACUUCAUAACAUAAUGAAAUGAUUUAAUAACUUUUAUACAAAAAAAUCUCAUGAAUGUUUUUUUUUUCAUUUUCCUGAUAUGUGUACCAAUGUGUUGUACCGACGUUAAAUGUCUCUCUAUGGAGAUCCCAGUGGGUUACAAACUUAUACCAAUAUCAUUAAUAGCAAAUUUUUUAUCCAUCGACAUAUACCAAACGUUACUCACCUGAAAAGUAUUGAACAUGACGAAAAGGUAUUGUAUUGGCAAGAGAUCAGUCAGGAGAGACAAUAGGCCGAAUGUCCAGGUGAGGCCAAAUAAUGGAGUUAGAACCAUAAUGGUGCGAGCUGCUGACCUGAAUUGAAAAUAACUUGUGAUUUCAAAAGUGUAUUUCAUUAUACAGGUCAUAUGAAAUGACAGUAUGCUAUUGUAACAUUUUUGUCACCAAAAUGUAUUCCUUUGCUGCUUGUUAGCCUCAACAUCAAACUAAAACAUAAAUAAUGAAAUAUAUUGAUCUAUUGGAAUGUCACUAUUAUCCCUGCCAUAAUACGACACAUAAGACUAGUAUCUAAGACAUGAUUGUGUAUAAAGAGUGCAGCGAAAACCAAAGAAUUGAACUUACUGUGCUCUCUCAGCGUGUGUUUUGUCUGACAUAGCUCGUGUGGAUUGAAUUGUCUUAAUGAUAACACUUAGAACAGCAGAGUUGACCUGUCAAGUACACAGUACGUAAAGAAGACUGCUUGGUCGAGUGGUGUAUACGCUUUCGGACUGUCGAUGGUGCCGUGUUUAAACCUUGUCCGCUGCCAUAAAUUGCGUGUCCUGCGGGAGGUUUUCGACUAGCAAUGUCCGAAAAUUAUCCAAUAAACAAAAUGUCCAUUGUCUUAGUAUUCAAAAUUAAGUAAAAUUAGUUUUGUUCUCAUUGACAAGAAAAGUUUUGAGAGUGUUGACUGAUGAGUGCAUAGUAAAAACAAGCAAAAUAAAAAA
This is a messenger RNA of Biomphalaria glabrata, 3138 nucleotides long. RefSeq names its product galectin-7-like. NCBI's taxonomy places the organism in Eukaryota, Metazoa, Mollusca, Gastropoda, Planorbidae. The record is from RefSeq and is a predicted model, not a curated record. The transcript has 5 exons. Gene Ontology annotation, molecular function: carbohydrate binding. Bases 57 to 515 code for a protein of 152 amino acids.